CAACCGACCGGCGAAUUGGAAGUCGAUCGACCGGCAACGAAACGAAGCCAAAACCCCUCAACUUCCUCGGUUUCUCCCCUCCAACUUGCUUGCUGCUUCAAGCUUCCAUUCCUUUUUCCGGCGAGAUUUCGAGAUCUCUCAGCGAGCAAGCUAUCAAAUACAUCAACAUAGAGAAAGGCAGAGAGGGAGAGCGGGUGGAGGUAGGGAGAUGAGUUCAUGGAUGAAGUCGGGGGAUGCAAGGGCUCUCAAAUGCCUCCUUGCUCUCUCGCUCAUAUAUGCGCUCAUGGCGUUCGCCGCGUACAUCGUUGUCCACAUGAGCUACGUCCGCCCGCUGCCGGAUGACGCGAAUCCCGCGCGGUUCUCUGAGGGCAGGGCGCUUCGGCAUCUCCGCCGCCUCACCGUCGACAUUGAUGGUCGCCAGGAGGGUCGGCCGGGGUUGGAGGAGGCGGCGCAGUAUAUUAAAGGGGAGCUAGAAGCGAUCAAGAACCGCGCUGGGCCGGAGUACAGGGUUGAGGUUGAUGAGGCUUUGGUUAGUGGUUCCUUCAACAUGACUUUUUUGCGUCAUAGCAUAUCUCUUGCAUACAGAGAUCAUAAGAACAUUCUUUUGAGGAUUGCUUCAAAUUCUUCAAAAGAUGAUGAUCCAUCCGUUCUAUUGAAUGGCCAUUUUGACAGUCCAGUUGGUUCUGCAGGUGCAGGAGAUUGUGGUUCUUGUGUUGCCUCUAUGCUUGAGUUAGCGAGGCUCGUGAUUGAUUCAAAUUGGAUUCCACCCAAACCGAUUAUCUUUCUUUUUAAUGGUGCAGAAGAACUAUUCCUUUUGGGGUCUCAUGGAUUUGUGAAUACACAUAGAUGGAGCGAUACAGUCGGAGCUUUUAUUAAUUUAGAAGCAUCUGGAACUGGUGGUCUUGAUUUAGUUUGCCAAUCUGGACCUGGCUCUUGGCCUGCCUCUAUCUAUGCUCAAGCUGCAAAGUAUCCCAUGGCAAACAGCGUGGCACAGGAUGCGUUUGGUGUUAUU
This is a messenger RNA of Dendrobium catenatum, 1012 nucleotides long. Its product is annotated as endoplasmic reticulum metallopeptidase 1-like. The annotation marks the transcript as partial. The transcript has 8 exons. Gene Ontology annotation, molecular function: metalloexopeptidase activity. The record is from RefSeq and is a predicted model, not a curated record. Lineage: Eukaryota; Viridiplantae; Streptophyta; Magnoliopsida; Asparagales; Orchidaceae. Gene Ontology annotation, biological process: proteolysis.